CACAGUCAGUUUACUCAGGAGUCUUGAAUAAUUAAUUACAAAUACUCGGUUAAUAAAAUAUAAUGUUUUAGUUUAAAGUUUUUAAUUGUUUAUUAAAAUAUUACUAUUAUUCAAUAUAAAUAUAAACAAACAAUUUUUAAAAAUAUGCCUUCGACUUGCAGAUUUGAUUUGAACAAACCAAGUGCUAUUUAUUUUAGUGGAGAAAUAAUAGCGGGUACUAUUACUCUAAGCACCACAAGUGACAAAAAUGUAAGAGAUGUCAGCAUUAUAUUUCUAGGCGAAGGAAAAGUCAAAUGGGAAGAAUCUGACUCUACAACAAACAGCGAUGGAAGCAGUUCGACUAAUACCACCUACUAUAAAUCACAUGAAGUGUAUGUCAAUAAUAGUACAAUGGUACAUGGUGAUGGAGUUCUACCAGCUGGUACACAUACCUAUACAUUUAAUAUACCGCUACCCUGGGAAUGUCCCACAUCCUGUGAGGGCAAAUAUGGUCAUAUACGUUAUGAAAUAUCAUUAAAAAUUAAUCGAUAUUAUCGUUUCGAUAAUAUCUAUAAAAGGCCGGUGACUAUAAUAAAAACUAUUGAUUUAAAUUUAAAUCCAGCCUAUAAGAUACCAUUGGUUUUGGAGACUAUUAGUAAAUUAUGUUGUUGGCCCUGUACAAAAGGUAAAAUAUUUUGUACUCUACAAAUACCAUAUGGUGCCUAUGCUCCUGGACAAACUAUUAAAUAUGCUCUACACAUAAUGAACCAAUCGAUGAGUGACACCCAGGGUUAUUCUAUAGAAUUUACUAAGAAAAUGAUUUUUACCGCAAAGUCUCCCCGCCGUAAGGAACGUACUUCCAAAAAUACUUUAGUUUCGAGAACAUUUAGUGAACAGUGCUUGCGCUUAACUAAUCGUAUUAUAGAGGGUGAGAUGUACAUACCAUCCACACCGCCGACCACUCCAAGAUCUAGUAUUAUAUGUGUGGAAUAUAAAUUAAAGGUUACAUUGUAUUUACCCGGCUGCAGUUCGAAUGCAGUCAUGGAAAUGCCCAUAGUUAUAGGUACUAUACCAUUGCGUGAAAGUUUACCAGCUAAUGAGACUGUAAUGAACGUUCGUGUGGAACCAGUUAUUCCUACUGCUCCCGAACUAGCGGGAGCUGAAAUAAAUAGUAUUGAUGACGAUUUGCCACCAAGUUAUAAUGAUAUAAAACCACCCUCAUUUGAAGAGGCUACCCGCAGUAAUUCUCCUUUUAUUGAUACUGAUGUGGACGCCAGAAAUCGUAUAGUGGGUUUUAGACCACUAUAUCCCAUGUAUAAUGUGCCUUAUAAUGAAAAAUAAAUGCCUUUUUUACUUAAGACAAAUACUUACGUUAAUACAAAUAUAAUAUAUUUUGAUAUUUUUGAUACGCUAUUUUUUUAGUUAUGCCAAAUUUUUAUAUUUUAAGAUAUAUAUUAAAAUUAUA
This is a messenger RNA of Lucilia sericata (common green bottle fly), 1444 nucleotides long. RefSeq names its product arrestin domain-containing protein 3-like. Lineage: Eukaryota; Metazoa; Arthropoda; Insecta; Diptera; Calliphoridae. The record is from RefSeq and is a predicted model, not a curated record. Gene Ontology annotation, cellular component: cytoplasm. The coding region runs from base 145 to 1320 and encodes 391 amino acids. The transcript is spliced from 4 exons. Gene Ontology annotation, biological process: protein transport.